Punctularia strigosozonata HHB-11173 SS5 is the source of this 1877-nucleotide messenger RNA. RefSeq lists its product as uncharacterized. The transcript is spliced from 9 exons. Gene Ontology annotation, molecular function: FAD binding. Lineage: Eukaryota; Fungi; Basidiomycota; Agaricomycetes; Corticiales; Punctulariaceae. Bases 9 to 1778 code for a protein of 589 amino acids. The record is from RefSeq and is a predicted model, not a curated record.
GCGUCUUCAUGGAUCGUGGAUGCAUUCAAUCAAUAUCGCUCACCAGCGUUGGUUCCUGCUCGCAGGUCGGAGGAGGACCGACAGCUCUCGUCACUGCUCUCGUUCUCGCUCAGCACGGCACCCCUGUCCGCGUCAUCGAGAAAGAACUGGGUCUGCAGGCAGGAGAACGGGGCCCAGGUAUUCAGCCGCGAUCUCUCGAACUGCUCCAGUUCGCUGGAAUCCUUGAUGACUACUUAAAAAUUGCGAGGCCUGUACCGCAGGUUCGCAUUUUCAAGGACGGCGUGCCGGAGCCCGUCAUCGCCUCGCUCUCCCAAGAGAUGGAUCCCACACCUGCACGCCCAUUUACUGAGAUGAGGAUGCUGGGACAGUCACGCUUUGUAGCCCUCCUCGCGGAUAUCUUAAAAACCUACGGCGUUUAUAUCGAGACCGGGACUGCGCUUCGUAGUUUUGAGCAGGAUGAGGCUGGGGUGACAGUGCAUAUUCUCAAGCACGGCGACGAUGGUGAACAGGUGCAAGACACGUUCCGGGUUGGUUGGAUUGUCGGAGCAGAUGGAGCCAAGGGCGCAACGCGAAAACUCCUAAAUCUCUCUUUCAAGGGCGAAGACCUCCAUGGUAGAUGGUUGGUUUGCGAUGUGGAGCUUGAAAAGCCAUGGACGGAGGCAGAUGCCUACUUCAGCAGCUGGUCCGACUCCAACGGCGUGAUGUGGAUGAUACGACCAACGGCAUAUGAUACCCCCCGUCUGGGGCAGCUACUCGUGGCGGGGGAACAAGUUAACGCAGAGCAUCUCACGACACAUCCCGAGGAUAUUGUGAAAGGAGUGAACGAUGUCAUCCCUCUCCCGUCCGUGAAGGUCUCGAAGGUGUUGUGGGUGUCAGCUCAAUACAGGCCGAGUAGUCGCAUGGUGGAAAAGUUCUCGGAAGGUCGUGUGUUCGUUGCUGGAGAUGCUGCACAUAUCCACCCUCCAAGCGGUGGCCAGGGCCUGAACUCCGGCCUACAGGAUGCCGUGAACAUCGGCUGGAAACUGGCACUGGUUAGCGGUGGUCACGCAUCUCCGUCUCUUUUGUCUAGCUACGACGACGAACGCCAUCCCGUAAUCAGGACGAUGCUCCAACUCACCGGCGGUCUGUACAAGACGACUCGUGAAGAGAAGGACGCGAAGAAAGGUUUCAACAGGAGCACGAAUUUCUACAUGCUCGAUAUCAACUAUCGUUGGAGCGGGAUCGUUAUGGACGACCGUGUGGAUCCGAAUUCUCCAGAGAAGAAAGACACUUCACGAGCGUACACAGGCAAUGAGGACGGCGUGCACGCGGGGGAAAGGGCACCGGAGGCACCCGAGUUGGAGGUAAUUCGAGCCUCGGCGGCGGCGUCUCUUGAAGGCCAAGGACCGACGUCGAUCUUCAAGCUCUUCAAGCUGACGAAGCACACCGCGCUCAUCUUCGUCAAGCAGAACGCCGAUUCCUCCAUCAUCGCUGCGUUCCUGCAGGCUUUAGCUUCGUUCCCUCCAGGGACUGUGCAGACCGCCGUGGUCAUAUCGCCUUCUGUCACCGACGAGCAGAAGGCCACAUUUGCGACGCUGACCGAAGGAGCCGAUGUCGUGCUGCUGGAUAAGGCAGGACACGCGUUCCGCGAGUAUGGGGUCGGGGAUGAUUCUAGUCAGGCGCUGGUGCUUGUCCGACCGGAUGGAUAUGUCGGCGCGUAUGUUUAUGGAACGGAAGGCCUGAAAACGUACACGGAGGCGCUGUUCGGAGGCGCUCCUGUUGUCGCCAAGUCGAGCUGAAUGCUCUGUGGACGAGAGUUGCGUUUCGACGUAUCAUGCCCAGUCAACAAGUGGUAUCUCACAUGGCACUGUCUGUCGGUAGAAGAUAAUCAGAUGAUG